Lobosporangium transversale is the source of this 2637-nucleotide messenger RNA. RefSeq lists its product as hypothetical. The transcript has a single exon. Bases 73 to 2598 code for a protein of 841 amino acids. Lineage: Eukaryota; Fungi; Mortierellomycota; Mortierellomycetes; Mortierellales; Mortierellaceae. The record is from RefSeq and is a predicted model, not a curated record.
CUUUCUCUUUCUCUCCCUUCUCGUCCUCCCUCCCUCUCCCAAUCCUCGGCCAUUUACUAUUACAACCUUCCCAUGGGUACCCAAAAUAUUGAUCAACACUCUUUAGUGAGAGAGAAAGAAGAAGCUUGUGGAGAAAUAAAGACUUGUCAUGCAUCUGUCAACAUCUCGAUCUCUUCACUCACGCGGACUUCAACGCCAAUUGAUCUCCGCAGUGAUAUGGCCCUAACACAAAAACAACAACAGCAACAUGUAAAAGAAAAUGAUCAGCUGUUGAGGACUUUGGCCUCACAUCUGGAUUUGUUGACCGCUGGAGCACUAUUCCUCUUACCUUCCAUCUUGCCUUUCCUUGCCUCGGCUCUCACCGCCUACACCUACACCUAUCAUAACGGCAGCAGCAGCAGCAGCAGCAACAGCAGUAACAGUAACAAUGCCAAUGUUUCAUCCGAUGAUGUAUCGUCAUCAACGUCAUCCCUAUUGAUGGCUCUAAUUGAAGAGUUAACCGAGCAUUGCACCUGGGGUACCAUCUCGAUCUUGUUGUUACCUUGUAUUGGCAUAAUGAUCCCACUUUCCGCCUUCAGAGUUCUGAGUUUACUCGAAGAAAAGAAUGACCAUGAGAAAAUCCCCUUCCUCUCUCGCUCUCCACUCCGACGGCUUUCUCGAUGGAUGCACUGGCGAUCACAAGAAGAGCAAAAUAACACCGACCCAUUUUUACCCUCGACCACAGCAACAGUCUCAACAACAGCGGCCACGGAUUGCAAACGGAAAACAGGGCCUCGGAGAAGCUCAAUGGAUAAUGAUGGUGAUGUCAGUUAUUGCUGUCAUACUAUGACUUCAACCAAGGUCAACUCUUCUCUCGAUUCGCGCCGAAGGUGGUCCUUCCCAACGAGCAUGAGAGCGUCGACAGGCUUUAGGUUGGGAGACAAUGAUGGUUACCAAUCUUUGAACCUUCGGACUGCGCCAAUGAGCCCAUCAGCACGUGAACAAGCCGAGAAGGAGGGCGAAGCUCGAUCUUGGUCUUUGUUUCUGACGGACAACAACUCAUCUUCACAUAUGGAUGCCGUAGAUGCCACCAACACACCGACUACUCAUCGUCAUCAAGGUCCUCAGUUCUCGAAGCUUCCACGGCCCAGGACGAUCCUUUUGACAGGUCUUGGGAUUUGGACAAUCUUGAUGAUCGUCUCUUCUCUCCUGGGUAUCAAUACCAUCAUUCCCAUGGAUUCUUCUCUUUCAUCAUCAUCUUCUACUUCUGCUUCUUCCCAUCCUUCACCUGCAUCGCCCGUUGUACCAGCCUCACUUAUUAUGGGCUUUAAUCAAGACAGUGCCGUCACCAUCCAUGAUGAUGAAGAGGGAGGAUUCGCGAUGGCCGAGGAUGUGGAAGACGAGAAUGAUGAUGAUAUGGACGUGGGUGGUGGUGAAUUCAUGAAAGAGCUGGCAUCCAUGUUGGAGCUCAACAUGGAUCUCAAUGAGCCGAUCGAUAAUAAGCAAGAUGAUCCUAUUCAAAAGUCCAGUGAUCAGUCAGCCUGGUCUGUAGACGAGGAUGAGGGUAUCAAUAAUAUUCGAACUGAGGAAGCCUUCGCGACCUUUAGGACGAACAUCAUUAUCGUGGAUAAAUCAAAAGGAGAAAACAAAGACAUGGUAGAAGAGGAGGAAGGAAAGGAAGAGGAAGAGGAAGAUAAGGAGGGUGAUCACCAUUUCCAUGCCCGUGUCCCUAAUGGCCACUAUUACGAAGAUGUGGACUUUCAAGAUGUAGAAGACUUUUUGGACCCAGAUUCCCUGGACGCCUUGACCUUGGACCCCAAGGAUGCGGAUGUCUUUCAGAAUUUCCUUGCUCAUCUGGAAAAAGACGAGGCCUUGUCCCAGCGUCGGAAACAAGAACAGCUGAUCGACUCGGUAUUCCAACAUGCUCUCCCUUGUGGCUCUUCUGCGGGCAUGCCGGCCUCUUCUCCUAUUUGGACCAUUGACCUGCCACGAAUGAUUCGAAAGAUCUGGAAUAGUGCCACAGAGGGAUCCGAACGGUUGUCGACGCGGCAAGGAACCCAAAAUGGUGAACCUCUGCAAGCUCGUGUCUUUGAGUAUGUUCAAGGAUGGACCGAGUUGGCUAUCCUGAUCGUUGCCAUGUGUAUGGGUAGUCUCUUGGUCGGAUUCGUACAGGCCAAGGCGUUGUAUUAUCAAAUCUUGGAGCGACAUCAAUUACUUUUGGAAUCCAACUGGAAGGAUUGUUGGGAGGAGGAUGAGGAUGAGGCUAUCAUUAAGAACGGCUUCCGUACAAGCUCCAGACGGGCCACGUGGACCACAAAGUUGUCUUGCAUCGCAUUGUCAGCAUCUGCUCUAUGCCUUACCUUGCUGGUGAUGUUUGCAGAAUGCUGGGAUAUCCCCUCAGUCUAUUUCGCUGGCAUCGGUAUCGCUGGCAUCAUCCUUGUCAAUGCCUGGGUUCCUGAUAUGGCAUUGCAGGUCCAUUUCAAAAAAGACAACUACUACUACAACGACAGUGAAGAGGCCGAUGAAAAACCAAUAUGGGUUCCUAUGCCUAUGAGUGAACGCCGUAAUGCCUGUUCCCUUGAUGAGAGUCGAAGAUGGGAUAUGACCCUCAGCCAUUAAGCCGCAAGGCUACUUUUAUCUUUUGUUUUUUUUUUUUUU